ACGGUUCAUUGUAUUGUCGGCCAUUUUCAACGCGUGUUCCCUAGUUAACCAUACUCUCCCGUAACUUGUUUCCGCCGACAUAGUUAAAUAUUUUUUGUUCGUGUGUCACGUUUUGCGCCUACUGCAUACCGCGUACCCAUUUACGUCGAGCUAGACACCGUAAACAUUUUCGUCACACAGUUUGACGCAGCCGACCUACUGCUGCCGCUCCGUCUGACCCGUGUGUUUAAGCACUAAGCACGGAACACCGUAAAAUCAAAACACUUUCAUACCGACAAUAAUAUUCCAUUAUUAUUUUACCGUCUCGCCCUAGUGUUCGUUAGUGUAUAACCGUUUCUCGAUCAACAUGUCUUCAACCGAAUUGAAUGAUGGCGCCAACGGUGAGAUGCCUUCCGAGUCCAAACCCAACGAAUACGUGUCGGCCCUGGUCAAGGAGAAGUACGCUCUGGACGCUGCCACCCAUCAGAACACGAUGAAGCUCAUCGACGAAGAAAUUGCUAGAGCACAAAACACCAAUGGAAAACCAGAAGCUGCUUAUUUGGACAUAAAUAGUGAUAAACCUAUUCGGCUAACUGCAAAAAUUAUGGUUCCAGCUAAAGAAUUCCCAAGGUUCAACUUUGUUGGUAAACUAUUGGGACCUAAGGGAAACUCAUUAAAACGUCUUCAAGAAGAUACUAUGACCAAAAUGGCGAUAUUGGGCAAAGGAUCAAUGCGUAACAAGGAAAAAGAAGAUGAAAUGAGAAGCUCAUUAAACCCAAAGUUUGCGCAUCUUGCUGAUGAACUCCAUGUGCAAGUUACUGCUUAUGCGCCUCCUGCUGAAGCUUAUGCCCGUCUCGCUUAUGCACUUGCAGAACUCCGGAAGUUUUUGAUACCCGACCAUAAUGAUCAAAUUGCACAAGAACAAGCACGUGAAAUGCAACAAUUUGGAGGUGCUCCACCUGUUCGUCAUCCAGGACCAAUAAUUCACGCUCCACCCCCUCCACCUGCAGUGAUUCGACAAAUGCCACCUCAGCCACCACGUAUGCCGAGAGCUCCAGUUCCAGGAAAGGCCAAAGUAAUGAGCAUAUUGGAUAGAGCUCGAUCAGCAAUGGAAGGCUCGAAUGCUUAUCCUGGUAAUGGUGGCUAUGGUGAUUCUGGUUCAUCUCAUUAUUCUCAUUUUGAUUCUGGGUAUGGUGGUGUAGCAACAUAUAAUGGAGGUGGUAAUGACGAUUAUUACUCGGGAAAUUCAUAUUCGCAAGAUAAUUCUCAAAGUGGAGGUGGACGUGGUUGGAAAAAUUACAAUACUGGCGGUAGUAGUGGACCAUCCAAACCGACUGGUAAUCAAGGUAGUCGGUAUGGAGGUCGCAACGCCCCAUAUACCAGACAAAAAUAAUCAGGUAUUUGUCAGGCCUAUUUCUAUUGUAAACGAAUAUUGACAACAAAGAGAAAUAUUGGGUAGAAUAAUUUUUUUUCAUGAUUUGACAUUUCAUAAUUAUCUCAAUAAUAAUUUUCCACUUAGUAAAACAAAUUAAGAUUAUCUUAUAUAUAUAUUUUUUUUUUUUAUAUACGUAUAUAAAAUAUAAAAGUAUUGUACAUCCAAAAAAAAGUUGUGUAUACAUGGGAUGUUGAAUUCCAAAUCAUAUUUUUCUUAAGAUAAAACAUUAUAAUUUAAACAUAAUUGUGUAAGGAAUACAAUUUAAAUAAUAUAAUUUGUACAAUGGAGUGUAAAAUACAAGUUCUGCACAAAACUUCUUGAUUAGAUUAUUAUUAUAACUUUAUAUCAAAUAUUGUUGGGCUACUUAUUUUAUUAUUAUUUUUUUUAAAUAUGAAUUUGUCUAUAGGAAAAUGUUUAUAAUUUUUUGAUGUAUUUUUGAUUAUUACCUUUUAUAGAUACUUAGAACAUACAUUGUUACUAAAGGAUAGCACCACUGCCACAAUAUAUUUUUAUUCAAUAAAUUAUAGCUAUUAUUAUUGAUAAAAUAUUUGAGUUCCUUUACCUAUAUAAUACUGUUAAAUAAAAGAAUAAUGAAAUAAAUUUGUCUACAAAUAAUUAUUUACAAACACUAAAUUGCAUUCAAACAAGUUAAAACACAAUCACUAUAGUAUUUAAUAAUUAAAUAUUAAUAAAAACAAAAAUAAGCAUAGGGCAAUAAUUAAAAAAUUCUAUUGUGGCAGAGGUAACAAUCCGCUUAAAAUUAAAAUUUGCCUGUUGCUGCUAAUAUAUUACAGAUGCUGAUUUAUUAUAAAAAUAUAAAUUUAAAUUCGAACCCAGUG
Myzus persicae (green peach aphid) is the source of this 2253-nucleotide messenger RNA. RefSeq names its product KH domain-containing, RNA-binding, signal transduction-associated protein 2-like. Gene Ontology annotation, cellular component: nucleus. Bases 347 to 1372 code for a protein of 341 amino acids. The transcript is spliced from 6 exons. Gene Ontology annotation, biological process: regulation of alternative mRNA splicing, via spliceosome. Lineage: Eukaryota; Metazoa; Arthropoda; Insecta; Hemiptera; Aphididae. Gene Ontology annotation, molecular function: mRNA binding. The record is from RefSeq and is a predicted model, not a curated record.